This is a messenger RNA of Entelurus aequoreus (snake pipefish), 1549 nucleotides long. It is a transcript of the gene spice1, whose product is annotated as spindle and centriole associated protein 1. The transcript is spliced from 12 exons. Gene Ontology annotation, biological process: mitotic spindle assembly; regulation of centriole replication; metaphase chromosome alignment. The coding region runs from base 290 to 1549 and encodes 419 amino acids. Gene Ontology annotation, cellular component: centrosome; centriole; spindle. The record is from RefSeq and is a predicted model, not a curated record. NCBI's taxonomy places the organism in Eukaryota, Metazoa, Chordata, Actinopteri, Syngnathiformes, Syngnathidae.
AAAUUCAUAUUUUCAAGCUAUCUGAGUUAUGGAUAUAUAUAUUUGUUUAUACGCAGGAAACGUAGUGUCUGACACGAUCAUAUUUACUACAUUUCCCAUGAUGCAGUUGGCAAGAGGCGCCGGAAGUGGCGCGAAACAUUUGAAAAGUGUCACACAGACUUGGACAGAAUCUAGUAUCUAAUAUCUAAAGUAUCUACUGUAUCUAGUAUCUACAGUAUCAUCUAGUAUCUCGCCGUGUGUUUGGGCUCUAGUCGACAUUUUGAAGCAUUCACACAGCAAUAGGAAGAAGAUGUCGCUGGUGAGAGGAGGCGGUCGACCGCAACAAAACAAAGCGAAAAAGACUGUUGUUCGCUCCAAGAAGUCAAACCCUCCCAAAAGAGAGUGGCUGAGCACUGUAAAUGACUUGUCCGUGCACAAGCUCUCGCCUGCAGAACUGAAUCAUCGUCACGAGCUCCGCAAGUCCCACAACAAGGCUGCCGCCCAAUGGGAGCUGAAAGAGAAGGCUCUUCAAGGCCGUCUUGUUAAGCAGGCUGGCUCUAGUCCAGCUCCUCUAGACCAAAGCAGUCUCACAAUCCUAAGAGAGGUCUUUUCUGACAAGCUGCUGCUCCAAGAUGUGCUGGCCCGCUCCGACAGAGCUAUGGCUUUGGUCCAAAACCUGUUUGGAGAUGCUCCACGCAGGCAGACUGGGCAUGCAUGUGUGACCAUGGUUCCAAACUCCGACUCUCCUCCAACUCGCUUGUCACUCUUUGGCGAGUCAAUGGUGGAGCAGCAGGCUCUUAGUGAGCAAGAGGACAAUGAUGAUACCUCUUCGGCCACACUAAUCCAAAGGAAAAUGAAGGCAAAGAAUAAGGUGCAGCUCCAAAAGGUCUGUCGCCAGAGAUUCAAUAGCCCUGGAAGUCCGUGCAUGUCAGCCAGUGCACCAGCACAAACAGCUCUCAAUGCCACACCGGCAGUUCAGCAUUUAAGAUCUCAACAGAACCAGUCACAAGAAGCCCAGGGGGAUCCUUCUUUUCUUGUCUCCCAAGUCCUCAACCCUGAGUUGUCUCCAAGGCAAGCAGGCAGCUGUCACACCGCCAGGACCAGGAAGCGUGUUUGCAAGACCGUCGAGCUGAACGGCUCCUCUGUUGUCUCUCUCAGCGGGGAGCAGUCCAGUCUGGGCCUGCUGCAGACCAUGUUGGGCCAAGUGGAGGUGGACUUGGAUCGUCUGACCGUAACUCCACUUUACUAUCUGGCCCUCCAUCCGUCAUCCGACUCCCCCCUGGGACCAGACGUCAUGGAGCUUGGAUAUGAAACUCUCCAAAAGUGGGUCUUGCAGCUGCGGUGCCGUGUGGAGCGGGUCUGGGAUUUAACUGGCUCCGGGUCCAAUUACCAGAGUCUGCCGCAUCUGGAUGCAGUUAGAGGCCAAGCUCUGAGUCAUGUAGAAGAGGAAGACCAGGAGGAAGACCAGGAGGACAACCAGGAGGACAACCAGGAGGAAGACCAGGAGGACAACCAGGAGGACAACCAGGAGGAAGACCAGGAGGAGGACCAGGAGGAGGACCAGCAGUAG